AUGCAGGCAGGUGAAGCCGCGGACGCCCCGGCUCGUGGACCACCCAGACCCUCGGAAGGCGAGCCUGCACAGGCAUCAUGCUCAGGGCAGACAAAUAGAGGGCAAAUGAGCGCGACGUGCCGCAUGAGCGGAAGGCAGGCGCUCAGCAUGAAGUGGAGCAAGAAUAUCGAGGGAGCGCCAAUAUCGGAGGAACACGUCCAACAACCAGCGCCCCAUGGUCUUGACGACGUCCAGUGGAACACCAGCAAGGAGAAGCUCGGUGAUCCCGCCAAUCCGGAAAGUGUGCCCCAAGGAGGAGCUGUACCCAUGGGCAGUCCAGAUGGCAUUGCACCGGAGUAG
Coniophora puteana RWD-64-598 SS2 is the source of this 339-nucleotide messenger RNA. RefSeq lists its product as uncharacterized. The transcript has a single exon. The coding region runs from base 1 to 339 and encodes 112 amino acids. NCBI's taxonomy places the organism in Eukaryota, Fungi, Basidiomycota, Agaricomycetes, Boletales, Coniophoraceae. The record is from RefSeq and is a predicted model, not a curated record.